Messenger RNA from Eurytemora carolleeae, 1109 nucleotides. Its product is annotated as gonadotropin-releasing hormone receptor. The transcript has 14 exons. The record is from RefSeq and is a predicted model, not a curated record. The coding region runs from base 12 to 1061 and encodes 349 amino acids. Lineage: Eukaryota; Metazoa; Arthropoda; Copepoda; Calanoida; Temoridae. Gene Ontology annotation, biological process: G protein-coupled receptor signaling pathway. Gene Ontology annotation, molecular function: peptide binding; G protein-coupled receptor activity. Gene Ontology annotation, cellular component: membrane.
UUAAUAUCUGCAUGAAUUCUUUUCUCCUAAUAACAGGACUGUUCCUCAACACAGUGUCUCUCUCUAAACUAGUUAGAGAAAGGUUUGUUGAAAGAAAAAAGAAACGAAUGAGUUUAUUGCUCAUUCAUCUUGGCAUAGCAGACCUUAUGGUUAUCCUACUGCACACCCCUCUGGAGAUAGUCUGGUCCGUGACAGUAACCUGGGAGGGAUCAAACCUACUAUGCAAGAUCUGCAUCUUCGCCAGGAGUAUGGGAUUCUUCCUGUCUAGCCUAAUCAUCAUGGUUAUCUCGGUUGACAGGCUUCACGCUGUGCUCUUCCCUAUACAUCACAGGGUUUCCAGUGGAAGAACAAAACUGAUGCUGGCUCUAGCUUGGGUAGCAGCGCCUAUUCUCAGUAUUCCACAGUUGUUUGUUUGGAGCCUGAAAAACCAUCCCUUUAUUACGGACUACUUUCAGUGCACCCCAAUAGGAUACUUCGAAAAUCAAGUUUUGAAGGUGAUCUACAACGUGUUCGUGAACAUGUGUCUCAGUGUGCUCCCCUUCACCGUCAUGCUCAUCUGCUACGUCACCAUCAUGGUCGUCAUCACAAGAAGAAAGUCCGCUAGCUUGAGUGCAAGUAAUGCCAACGAUCAAACACGGUUUGACAAAGCUCGUCUUCAGACUGUAAAGAUCACAGGAGUUCUUAUAUUUGGAUUUAUUCUCUGCUGGGCUCCGUACAACGUGAUGACAGUAUGGUUUCUAGUAGACUCUACCAAUGCUAAAUCUAUUUCCUACACCGUACAGAAGUUCCUGUGGUCCUUCUCCUGCGCUAACAACUGCUUGAACCCGUUCUUCUACAAUAUUUUCUCAGAUAAAAGUGAAUCCAGUCCUAACCCUGGACACGAAUCUCAAAGUUUUAUGCUGAGAAACUCAACAAGGGGUUCAACAAGCUGUUAUAUUGAGAAAAGAAGAGGAACGAAACCGGUACAUAUGAAAACAAAAUCUGAAGGCUGCGACCAUUUGAAUAAGAUCGAUAUUGUCGUUAGUGAUACCGGAACAAAAUCCACAGAAAUUCUUCUGUAAACCUACCAAUCGGCAAUCAUCAACCGCUCUGCAGACGAUAAUUAAAAA